Molecule: messenger RNA, 6949 nt
Organism: Pogona vitticeps (central bearded dragon)
Lineage: Eukaryota; Metazoa; Chordata; Lepidosauria; Squamata; Agamidae
Gene: UBE4B
Product: ubiquitination factor E4B
Biological process (GO): protein polyubiquitination; ubiquitin-dependent protein catabolic process; ERAD pathway
Cellular component (GO): nucleus; ubiquitin ligase complex; cytoplasm
Molecular function (GO): ubiquitin-ubiquitin ligase activity
Source: RefSeq, a predicted model, not a curated record
CCUCCAGUGGCUGUUAAGGCCUCGCCUCCCUCCCCUUCCUUGACGUCCGCGUUCACGCUCUGCCCAGUGGCUUGCCGUACGCCAGGAGAGGCACAGAAGAGCGGCGCGGUAGCAGCAGCAGCAGCAGCCGGGGGGAGAGGAGGAGGGGCCGGUCACGUGACCCGACGCCAAGAUGGCCGCCGCCGCCUUCUUGUUUUGAUGAAUAAUCUCUUGUGUGUGGGGAAGGCGGGCGCCGAAGUUGGGGGGCAGCUUAAAAGGGGGCGGGGGUAGGUAGGUAGGUAGGUGGUGGCCGAGGAAAGGGAGGGGGUGCGAGGCUGGUAGGUGGCCUGUGGGUUUUUUCCCCCCUUUCCCCCCAACUUUCCCUCUCUGCAGCUCAAGGCAGGUACCUGGAGAAUCCUAGGGGGUGGGUGGUUGGUUGUGGGGCGAAGGCAGUUGAGGGCGCUUGGGGGGUAUGGCGACCCUCUCUCUCUCUCUCUCUCUCUGUCCCAAGUUAUCCCAGCCAGAGGGAGGGCUUUCCUGCCAGAGAGCUGGCCCCAGGGACUGUGUGGAGCUGCAGGAGCCCCUCAGGCAGGUGGGCCUCCCCGAGAGGAAGGGUUGAAGGGGUCCUUUCUCUCUCUAUGGGACUCUGUGGGGGUGUCCAGAAGGCAGGCCACGGUGCGGGACAGGCAGCCAGCAAGAGGGUCUCAGAAGAGACGGUGCCCCUGUUCAGGUGUGGGAUGUGUCUUUGGAAGGGAGAAGGAGCCGUAGGUUCACCAGCGGGGUGCCAGGGGACGUUGCAUCCACUCUGGUAGGGUUCGGCUUGGGGAGGACAAGAGAGCAAGCCGGAGGGAGGGUUUCUGGCACACAGAGAGGCUAGCCUGCCGGCGGGGCUCUUGAGGACUGACAGAGGGGGGGGUAAGUGCUCUGUGAGCUGUAGAAGGCAGCUAGAGGAGGCUUGAGGGGUCCCCCCAAAGGGCAAGCCUGCUCCAAAGAGGGAGGGGGAAAAUCUAUCCAGGAUCUUAAGGUCUUUUUCAAGGUGCCUGUGAAAAGAGGUUUUUAAGACUAAGAGACAGAAAGGCCUGGAAGUCCGGUUGUUGGACAGGGUUCGUGUAUGUAUGUGUGUGUAUGUAUGUGUUUGUUUGUUGAUACUCUUUAGUUGACUUGCCAAACAGAAGGAGGAAAACUGUUUGUGCUGAAGAGGAAAGUGCACUCUGUGGCGUUGCUCUUAACCUCUGACUAUGCAAUUUUGAGACGUCCCUAGGGAAAGGGUCAGCAGGACAGGAAUUUCCCCGGAGACUCUCUCCCACAAGCACACCCCUCUGGGGGAAGUACAGAGUCCUCCUUUCCCCACCUCCUUUCACCAUUAAGAGGAAAACAAUGGAGGAGCUGAGCGCUGAUGAGAUUCGUCGACGGCGCCUCGCCCGGCUCGCUGGCGGGCCGUCUUCCCAACCCUCUACCCCACUGACGUCUCCGCAGAGGGAGACCCCACCUGGGCUGCCUGUCGCCGCACCGUCCCCCACGGCACCCCAUAACCUCGGGCUAAACGUUCACCCCAUGACCCCUGCUACCUCUCCCAUCGGCGCAUCAGGGGUCGCCCACCGGAGUCAGAGCAGCGAAGGAGUGAGUUCGCUCAGCAGCUCUCCCUCCAAUAGCCUUGAAACCCAUUCUCAGUCCCUCUCCCGGUCCCAGAGCAUGGACAUCGACAGCGUCUCCUGCGAGAAAAGCAUGUCCCAGGUGGACGUCGAUUCAGGAAUCGAGAACAUGGAGGUGGACGAGAACGACCGGAGAGAGAAAAGGAGCCUUACUGACAAGGAGCCUCUGUCAGGAUCAGAAAUAUCAGAAGAGCAGGCCGUACAGCUAGUCUGUAAGAUCUUCCGGGUCUCCUGGAAAGACCGGGACAGAGACGUCAUCUUCCUCACUUCCCUUUCCGAGCAGUUCAGCCAGAACCCAAAAGAAGUGUUCUCGGACUUCAAGGACUUGAUCGGGCAAAUCCUGAUGGAGGUCUUGAUGAUGUCGACCCAGUCGAGGGAAGAAAACCCUUUCGCCAGCUUGACGGCCACCUCUCAGCCCAUCGCCGCCGCCGCCCGGUCUCCCGACCGAAGCCUGUUCCUUAACACGGGCUCCAACUCGGGGACGAGCCCCAUCUUCUGCAACGUGGGGUCGUUUGGGUCCAGCUCGUUGUCAAGUCUGUACGGAACUAGCCCAGCUCCGAGUUUCGGCUUUGCAAACCCCCCGUCUUUGGUGGGUUCUUUUCUUGCCUCUUCUUCCCCGGGCCCCGUUGGCCCGGCUUCGACCUCCGCUCUUUCCACUAGCCCUCACGGGGUGCCGGCUGGGCCACUGAGCGCCCAGCCCUCGUCCCCAAGAUACCGCCCGUACACGGUGGCCCACCCCUGGACCUUCCCGGCCCCUUCGCCUCUCCUUCCCUCCUCGAUCUCCUCCCUUCUCUCUCGCUGCCCGGCGCCUCCAGUCAUCAGCACCAGUCCUCCAGGUUUGCGGGCCCCUUCGGCCAGGAUUAGACCGGUCACUAUGGCCCUGCCAUUGCUGACUGUUCUCGGCCAGCGCCCCUCCCUCCUGAGUAGGACUCCGCCAUCGAGUACAUACGAGAACCCUUUCUCUCUCCUCCUGGCUGUUUCUGAUGUGUCUGGGGACAGUUCUGAUGAAGGCAAUGAGGAUGAGGACGAUGAUUUUUCUUGUGUCCAGUUUGGGUCCAGCGGUGGAGGUUCCGGAGGGGCCAGCGUUUCUGACUUGUGCGGCGACCAUUUCACCAUCGAGACGUGCAAGGAGACGGAGAUGCUGAACUACCUCAUUGAGUGCUUCGACCGGGUGGGGAUCGAGGAGAGGAAGGCGCCAAAGAUGUGCAGCCAGCCGGUGGUGACCCAGCUGCUGAGCAACAUCCGGUCCCAGUGCAUUUCCCAUGCGGCUCUGGUGCUCCAGGGAUCCUUGACGCAGCCGAGGUCCCUCCAGCAGCAGUCGUUGCUUGUUCCUUAUCUGCUUUGCCGGAACCUCCCUUUCGGCUUCAUCCAGGAGCUGGUCCGGACGACGCAUCAGGACAACGAGGUCUUCGAGCAGAUUUUUAUCCCUAUUUUGCAAGGCCUGGCUCUUGCUUCGAAAGAGUGUUCCCUAGAUAGUGACAAUUUUAAGUACCCCCUUAUGGCUUUAGGUGAACUGUGUGAAAUCAAGUUUGGGAAAUCCCAUCCGGUGUGCAGCUUGGUUGUGUCUUUGCCGUCGUGGCUGCCAAAGUCUCUCAGCCCCGGUACAGGCCGGGAACUGCAACGGCUGUCUUAUCUUGGGACUUUCUUCAGCCUCUCUGUCUUCGCCGAGGAUGAUCCUAGAGUAGUGGAAAAAUAUUUCUCCGGGCCUGCUAUUACCUUAGAAAACACUCGGGUCGUGAGCCAGUCGCUGCAACAUUACCUGGAGUCCGCCAGGCAAGAGCUGUUCAAGAUCCUGCACAGCGUUUUGCUCAACGGAGAAACUCGGGAGGCGGCGCUCAGCUACAUGGCUGCUGUGGUUAACGCCAACAUGAAGAAGGCCCAGAUGCAGACGGAUGACCGGUUGGUAUCCACGGACGGCUUCAUGCUGAACUUCUUGUGGGUCCUGCAGCAGCUGAGCCUGAAGAUCAAGCUGGAGACGGUGGAUCCCUCUUACAUCUUUCAUCCCCGGUGUCGCAUCCUCCUCCCGCCGGACGAAACGCGCGUGAAAGCCACCAUGGAGGAUGUCGGCGGCUGGAUGACAGAGCUGUCUAGGGAUCUCUCUCUCUUCUCGGAGCCGAAAUUUCCCACCGAAUGUUUCUUCCUGACCCUCCACGCUCACCACCUCUCCAUUCUGCCCAGCUGCCGCCGGUACAUCCGUCGACUGAGGGCCAUCCGGGAACUCAACCGGACGGUGGAGGAUUUAAAAAAUAACGAAAGCCAGUGGAAGGAUUCUCCGCUAGCCACGAGGCAUCGAGAAAUGCUGAAACGGUGUAAAACGCAACUCAAGAAACUGGUGCGGUGUAAAGCGUGCGCGGAUGCCGGCCUCUUAGACGAGAAUUUCCUUCGGAGGUGCCUGAAUUUCUACAGCAUGGUGAUCCAGCUUUUGCUGCGGAUCCUUGACCCUGCCUAUCCUGACAUAAAGCUGCCUUUAAACCCCGACGUCCCGAAAGUCUUCGCUGCGUUGCCUGAAUUUUAUGUGGAAGAUGUUGCAGAGUUUUUAUUUUUUAUUGUACAAUAUGCGCCUCAGGUACUUUACGAGCCCUGCACUCAAGACGUGGUGACGUUCCUCGUCGUGAUGCUGUGCAACCAGAACUACAUCCGGAACCCCUACCUGGUGGCCAAGCUGGUGGAGGUGAUGUUCAUGACGAACCCGGCCGUCCAGCCCCGGACGCAGAAGUUCUUUGAGAUGAUUGAGAACCAUCCGCUCUCCACGAAGUUGCUUGUCCCGUCGCUGAUGAAGUUUUAUACAGACGUGGAACACACGGGCGCCACCAGUGAGUUCUACGACAAGUUUACGAUCCGUUACCACAUCAGCACCAUCUUCAAGAGCCUCUGGCAGAACAUCGCUCAUCACGGCACCUUUAUGGAAGAGUUCAACUCCGGCAAACAGUUUGUCCGCUACAUCAACAUGUUGAUCAACGACACGACGUUUUUGCUGGAUGAGAGUUUGGAGUCGCUCAAGCGCAUCCACGAAGUCCAGGAGGAGAUGAAGAACAAAGAGCACUGGGACCUGCUCCCCAGGGACCAGCAGCAGGCCCGGCAGUCGCAGCUUGCCCAAGACGAGCGGGUCUCGCGCUCCUACCUGGCCCUGGCCACAGAAACAGUGGACAUGUUCCACAUCCUCACUAAGCAGGUCCAGAAGCCUUUCCUCAGGCCGGAACUUGGGCCCCGGCUGGCUGCCAUGCUGAACUUCAACCUCCAGCAGCUGUGCGGCCCCAAGUGCCGUGACCUGAAAGUAGAAAACCCCGAGAAGUACGGGUUCGAACCAAAGAAGCUUUUGGAUCAACUGACCGACAUCUACUUGCAACUCGACUGCCCCCGCUUUGCGAAAGCGAUUGCCGACGACCAGAGGUCCUACAGCAAGGAGCUGUUCGAGGAGGUCAUUUCGAAGAUGAGGAAAGCCGGCAUCAAGUCGACCAUCGCGAUAGAGAAAUUCAAGCUGCUGGCCGAAAAGGUGGAGGAGAUUGUCGCCAAGAACGCGCGCGCCGAAAUCGAUUAUAGCGAUGCUCCUGAUGAAUUUAGAGAUCCCCUCAUGGAUACGCUCAUGACGGAUCCUGUGCGGUUGCCCUCUGGGACCAUUAUGGAUCGAUCCAUCAUCCUCCGGCACCUUCUCAAUUCUUCGACUGAUCCCUUCAAUAGGCAAACCCUAACAGAAAACAUGCUGGAACCAGUGCCGGAGCUGAAAGAGCAGAUCCAAGCCUGGAUGAGACACAAGCACAGCACUGACAACUGAGGCAGCAGCCCUGGGUGUGCCGCGGCGACACACACACACCGAGGUCAGCUGUGAGGAAAGAAGGGAGGCCUGGAACGUGAGGAUGCGCCAUCGCUUGGGGGGACGGGUCUCACGCCACGCCUGCUGCUGCAGAUGACACAGAAGCAUGUGGAGAGAGAGAGAUGGAACCAUGGCAAAAAAAAUAAAAAAUAAAAAUAAACACACACACACCUACACACACACAAAACAAACAAACCACGGCUUAAUUCUUGUACAUAUAUUUAAGUGAUAAAAAUGACAGUCCAUAGCAGCUUGGGGGAUAAUUUUUUUUUUUUUAGGAAGCUGGCUGUUGUAACGAACCAAUGUCCUCUUGACAUCUCAUAAUUGGGGUUCAUAACGGCUAAAUCUUUUAGCGAAAGACACAUGGAUCAGGGCAGCAAAUCCACGACGUGUUCUCUCUUUUUUAUUAUUAUUAUUUUUUGAAAAAUAUAUUGCCAGAAUCUCCGUUAAUUUGAUUGUGGUUGAAACCUUGAACAUUUUGCUGCUAAAAGUAAUUCCUUGACCCUUUCAUUUUUGUCCCUGUCGGUUCUUUCCUGCACUCUCCUGUCUCCUUAAUUUUUUUCCUGUAAUGUGAACCUGUUUCCUGUAUAUUAAAAGGAAAAAAGAAAAGAAAAAAGUCCUUCUCUGACCCCAGGAGAACAUAAUCUUGAACAGAUAAGCGUGCCUGGAACAAGGGUCGAUCGGGGUGGGAGGUGGGAAAUCAUAUUUUUCUAUUCUGCAUAUUUGUUUAUUUUUAUUUGGUGGGCUGUAGCUGGGAAGAGUGACUCACAAUGGCGAAUUUCUUUCACUCUUGCGCUCUCUCCUCCUUCCCCCCCCCCGACACAUCCCUUAUUUGUCAUGUAGGAGAGAGGUUUGCUACUCUUUGAGUUUUCCUUUGGCUUGUGAAUUGUUUUCUUUUAAGCCUUGUAAUAUAACAGUUGCCAAGAGGAAAUCGGUGUGGGCUUUGUUGACUUAAAAGAUACUGUACUUAGAGAAAGAGAGAGGGAGAGUUGUAAAAAUCUCGAAAAGUUGGAGAGCUAAAAAAACGAGGAGGAUUCUGCAUCUUUUAAGAGCUUUGUCUCCAAGACUAGGAGAGAGGUGAGUGGCAGAUCCUUUUCUCCCCCCCCUUUCUUUUUUUAAAUGCGGGCACCUCCCCGGUCGCAGGCAAAACCUCCCAUUUUUACGUUGUGUAACCAGUUUUGUAUCCAUGGCUUGGCCUUACCAAAGCAACAAGGGUGCAGAAAAUAAAAAUUGUAGACUUGCUUUUUUAAAAAAAAGAAAAGAAAAGAAACUAUAUUAAAAAAAAACAUUUUUGUAUGACUGCCCCCCCUGCUUAAAAGAUACUUGAACUUCCUUUUUAAAAAGGAUUGGAAACCGCAGUGUUUUAAAAAGAAGAAAAAAAGAAGAUUUAAGCCUGAAAAGAAAAUCUUUUUCUUUUCUCUUUCUUUUUUUUUCCUCCGCUGACAGUGUCCUCUGUUCAGUUCCUGAUUCUUGAACAACAAUAAAUGAUGAUACACCUUCACAAAGA